CCACUUGCUGUGGAGUGAAAAGAGAAUCCCGACAUCGAUGUUAAGAUCGACAAGAGUCUUUUUCAUCAAAACAAUUUAAUGGGAAUUACAGCAAAUAUUUUUUAAAUUUUUAUAUUUGAUCCCCAUUAAAUUGGCUUUCGAGUUCAAGACUAAGCAUCGAGGUGCACCGAGCCAUUACGUUUUUUUAUCAUGAGUAAACAAUUAUUGUGAGAACUUUAAUAGAUCCAACUUAGAUAUGGGAGGAAAUGAUAAUUACGCUUUGGACAAGCACAGAGGGCCAUAAGGAGGACCAUUUUUUACUUCAAGGACCACUGAUUUAGAAAUCCUGUGUAGACAAUUGUUCGAAUAACCACAACCAGUCAACAAUCAGUGUAUACAAUAGAUAGCAAAAGAAUAUAUGUUAAUAAUGGCAGAAAUAAAGAACAUACCUGCCAUUUCUACACUUAUCUUUAUGGAUCUGGAAACAACUGGACUACCUACUUAUGUUGGAAGGAAAAAUGUUCAUAUCACUGAACUAUCAUUGCUUGCAGUUGACAGAGAUGUUUUUGAAACUGAUGAAUCAUUUCGCAUCAUAAACAAACUGAGUUUCUGCAUUCGCCCACGAGUUGCCAUUUCACCUGGUGCAAUGGAUAUAACACGACUUUCCAAUGAUACACUUCAGAAUCAAGAAGAAUUUAAUGAAACAAUACCAAAAUCAUUAGCAUACUUUUUCAAGCGCCUUCGUCCUCCCAUAUGUCUUUUAGCACACAAUGGCAAUAAAUUUGAUUUUCCUGUUUUGCAAGCUGAACUGAAUAGAAUAAAUUGCUCUUUGGAGAAAGAAAUACUUUGUGCAGAUACUUUAGAGGCUUUACGUAGCAUAGGCAUAAAUCCUCAUAACAGUAUGGGAAGUCAAAUAUGCAGUGAUAAGAAAUUUGUUAGCAUGCAACUUAAUGAUAACUCACACAGUAAAAAUCCUACAUCAGAUGCUGAAAUAGAUGCUUUGCUUUCUGAAGAUAUAGAUUUAUUUCAGAAUAUCGAAGAAACAGAGGUUCAGAAUAAUGACUCUUUAGAAAAAGCCUCUACAGGAGUUCAAAGAAGUUUAGGAAAAUGUUUGACCAAAAUUCUAGAAAAUGGAUCUUCAGCAAAAAGCUUCAAUUCUGUACUUUUAUUUCAGCAUGGUACUAGUAAAACAGAAGAUGUAAGCACUGCACUACCAGAAAAUUUCAGCAGUUUGCUUACUGAAUUAAAAACACCCAUUCAGUCUCCCACUAUAUCAAAAAUGCAGAAUUUUGAAAUGAAAGUACAAAAGAGUAAAAAAAAAUCACAUGAUCCAUUAUAUUCACCUAAAAGUGAAUGUAAGCAAACGUUCUUUCAUUCUCUCCCAGUGAAGAGAAAAUUAUUUCUUGAUGAAAAUGGCCCAUGCAACAGUAAAAUGAAUAUUCCAGCAGAAAAGAAAAAAGUACAGUAUUCCUUACAAAAGUUGUAUUAUCACUUUUUUGGAGAAAAUCCUCCUGAAAGUCAUUAUGCUGAAGCAGACUGCAUUGCUUUGAGCAAAGUUUGUCAAAAAGUAAGAAAAGAAUUCUUGGAAUGGAUAGAUGUAAACAGUAUUCCAUUUUACAAAACCAAAGCAAUGUGGUAAAAAUAUUUUGUAACUUUUAUAACAAAAGUUGCAAUUAACGAUACUUAAAUUUGAUUACAUUAAGGAACAUUUUCACACAGUCAACAGUUGAGAAUAAUGAACAGAAGAAAAGUGUAAUAAUGUUUGCACCUGGAAGCUAUUUUUCUUCUCUUAAAUUCCAUUAUAAGAAAUGUUUUGAUAAGUUUUUAUGUAUAUGACUGGCAUAUUGUUUAAAUCAGAGGUCUUCAAACUGUGUUCCGCAGUACCCCAGGAUUCCACAAGUCAAAACCCGGGGUUCUGAAAGUCAAAAUGAAAAUUCAACAAGAAAAUUAUAAAGUACUCACACAAGUUAACUAGUAUUUAUUAAUUAAAAAAUAUACAUUUAGUUGUCUUUGGAAAGUAGUCAAAAGCUUUGUGUGUGGACUGCUGACACCAGCAGCACUCACAUGUGUAAGAGUAGUUUUUUCGAUUGUUUAGUAUGCAAAAAUGUUUCCCACACCGUUCAGAACAAUGUAUUUAAGUCAAAAAUUUCUCUCAAUGUAUGUGGCAACAAUAAUAAAACAUAGAAACAAAUGCGGAAUAUGAAAUGUGACUGCAGAUAACGUCAAUACAGCUAGACUUCCGACAGUUUGGGCAAAAAAAUGCAAGUUCAUCUCUGUCACUAAAUAUUAUGCAAGAGUAUGUGACACCUGAAGCAUGAGCUAAUGCUAUUAAAUUGUAAAUUAGAUUAAUUUUAUAUUGAAAUUUUUUAAAUAAAAAGCACAAUUAUUUCCUUUAAUUGUCUUUACAUACAGUACCUAUAAAUAUUAAUCUUUGAUUUGCUUUAAAUACUUAAGGUAUAGUUUCCUAAUGGUAUUAUAGGGUUCCCCGAAAAAACAUCAUAGUUACAAGGGUUCCGUGAGUUACCAAAGUUUGAAGACCACUGAUAUAAAUUAUUUAGAAUAAAGAAUCACGUGUACAAAAAAUUCGAGGACAUGAAAUUCUGAAAUAAUAUUUUAUAAUCUCUUUUAUGUUGCUUUACAAUCAUUCUGCACAUCAAAUUUAUUACUUAUAAAUAUUACAAUUAAGAACUGAAUCAAAUUUAUGUUUUAUCAAUAUAUUUUACAAUAAAAAUUUGUAUAUUAUUGUAAA
Molecule: messenger RNA, 2728 nt
Organism: Stegodyphus dumicola
Lineage: Eukaryota; Metazoa; Arthropoda; Arachnida; Araneae; Eresidae
Biological process (GO): DNA catabolic process
Cellular component (GO): cytoplasm
Molecular function (GO): 3'-5'-DNA exonuclease activity; nucleic acid binding
Source: RefSeq, a predicted model, not a curated record